Molecule: messenger RNA, 2294 nt
Organism: Dinoponera quadriceps
Lineage: Eukaryota; Metazoa; Arthropoda; Insecta; Hymenoptera; Formicidae
Product: calponin homology domain-containing protein DDB_G0272472
Exons: 5
Coding region: 1-2094 (697 amino acids)
Molecular function (GO): phosphatase binding
Source: RefSeq, a predicted model, not a curated record
AUGGUGCAAUUCGACGAAGCGAGACAGUUAAUGGACGAGAUGAUGAAGGCGACGAUCUUCCAUCCGUCCGAGAAGCGUCGGAUGCUGGAAGACGAUAGGAAAACAUUCCUGGAUCCGAAUCUGAUUAUGGACGCGAGGCACAGAAUAUUUCGCGAGGAACUAUGCAAAUCCUCGAGCAAGGCUGCCAUAUUAGCAGAAGCUAGAAAGUACAAAAUUCUUACAUUACAAUCAUUUUCUCAUUGCAGACUACUAACACAGGAAGAAACGAAGGAACAGCAGUUGAAGAGAGAACAAGCUCUCGUGGAAAGGGAAUUACGCAAAUUUGAGCAGGAUUUGCAAAAGUAUCAUCCCAAAUGUUGCGGCCCGUAUGCGUGUAGCAAAAAAACUAUAGCUAGUUCAAGUGACGAGGGCUUCUGGAAAAUUCCCAGUAGAGCCGGAGAGAAGGUGAAAUUUAUUUUCCUUAUACAGCGGAUCGUCGUUAAUAAGAGAAGAUGCAAAACAGCCGAACGAAAGGUGGCGAUCGUCAAGAAGAGGACGUUCGCGGAAGUUUCCGAAUCGAAAGAUUCCGUGCAGCCUUCGAUAAACGAGAUCGAGGGAGCACCCUUUGGCACCAUCAAAGUGACCAUCAAGGAUAAGCCAAGCUGCGAGUCGGAGGAGCGACGAUCGCUCAUCCUAAGAUCAUGUUUCGAUAUUUUGCGGGAGAAUGCGCGGGACAAGCGACGACUUCGGGAGAUCAAGAUCAACAUCCAGGACAUUAUGACACGGAGAAGACUGAGGCGAUGCAUUCGCGUGUGGCGGACACAUGUGGAGAAUCUGAAGAGGGCUCGACGCGAGGAACACGCGAAAGCGAACACUAGAGAUUCCGACGCUCGCAAGAUCGACACGCUCAUUGGCAAUAUCGUGGAGAUGCAGAAGGAGAUGACGAAGUGCCGUAAAAUGGAGUCAAAGGAUUUCUCUCCGAGCGGAGCGCGAGACGCGAAUGCCAAGAAGAGGAUUCCAUCCUGCAAACCGUUCGUCGUCGAGUCGCCGGCGCAAAAUCGGUUGAAUGCUCAGAAGGAGAUCAUACGCAAGCAGAGGAUGAAACUGGCCGAACAGAGCAAGCUCAUCGAGGAUCUGAAGCUGAAGCAGGUACAGGAGGAGAUAACAAAGUCCGGCGAGCAGACUGUGAACGCGGCCAAGGAGACUCUGAUGCACUGCGGUCAGCAGACCAGAAGAACUCUGAUCCAACUGAUGAGACAAGCGGGUUACAGGGACAAGUCCUUGACGGCGCCGCUGCGCGUGCCGAGUCCGCCGCAAUUUUUGGCGCGGAUGGAGGCGCGAGCGGAAGCGCGGAGGAACAGGGUAAAGUCGCGCGAAGAAGCUCGGCGGAAGAAACUGGAGGACGAGAGGAGGCAGGAGGAGGCCGCCCGGAGGGGGGAAGAGCGUGAGAGGAGGAGAUCGCAACUAGAGGCGCAGCGCGAAGCGAGGAGAAUGCGCGAGGAACGGGAGCGGCAGCGGGCGCGCGAGGUAGAAAGGUACGAGAAGCUGAACGCCGCGGCGGAAGCGUUUUAUCGCAAGCACCUGUUGCGACGCUACGUAAUGCAACCGUUCGUCGCGCUCGUCGAGAGGAAGACCAAUAACAUCGGCAAAGCGAACGACCAUUAUGAACGGCGUCUGCUGGGGAAAGCGUUCGCCGGCUGGAGGCUGGAAACGGAACGUCAGAGUCGAAUGAAGAUCGAGCUGGCCGCAUCGUUGUACGACAGAAACAUAUCGUGGUGCAUGCUGCAGCGAUGGAGGGGAUUCGCGAUGGAGGAGAAGAGGAAGGAGCAAGUGGCGAAGGACUUCUCCGACAUGAGACUGCAAAACAAAUGUUUCGAGCUGUGGAAGAUAAGGAGCGUGGAAUAUAAAGCGGAGCGAUUGAGGAGCGAACGCAUGGCCUCGGGAUACUACGAGGAAAAAUUGAAGAUAAAGUACUUUUACAUGUGGAGAAGAUAUCCGAAGAUAGCGCCGGAUAUCGCGGAGAGCGAGCGUGUAAAGAAUACGUGGCGGGAGAUAGUGCAGGAAGUGGUGCCGGAUUUCGACCCCAGGCAGAGAGGUGUACUGAUAGAGGAUUAGUUUGACGAGUUUACACGCGUGUAACGCGGAUUUCACCGUUUCAGACCGUGAAACAACCGGCUGGCAUUGUAUCCGGAUAAGGUAAAGAGCAGCCUAAGUAUGCGUAAGAUGAAGCAGCUUUCUCCGUUUCUUUUUGUCCUCUUCUUCGCAGAAUAAAACGUAAAUCGUCACUAUACACUUUUUGUCAAUUUUAGAUUCUU